AUGUCAACCACAAAGGACAAGCCUACGGGCGAGUACCGCGAGUACUUGCCCGACCUCGGCAUCCCUCGUUUCACGACGAUGAAGGCGCAGGAUGCCCACGAGUAUGCCCAUGCCUUUAAGACGAAGCACAUUCCGCCGUGGUUGUACGCGUUGUAUGAGCAUUGGCGAGAUCUCUACGAAGAGCCAUUUCAGGGAAUCACAACUGAUGGGAAUGUACGCCCCAAUUUAUUUACCCUGCAGGACGAGGGUCUUCCCAUUGAAAGUAUCGUCACGUCAGUCCAGAAUCUGUCAAAGCUACUCAGCGAUGAACAGCGCAAAACACUUUCCUAUCAUAUCGACUCUCCCGAGUGGCGAACAUGGUCCAACCCAGAGUUCUUGCUUGCCCACAAGGGCCUUCGGUUAGACGAAGUCGACACCUCUAUCCGUGACGCUAUUCUCAAAGUUCUCGAGACUACCCUGUCACCAGAAGGGUACGACAAAGCAGUUAAAGCAAUGCAAAUCAACCACUUCCUCGGAGAACUGGUCGAGUCGCCGCAAGUCAUGAACGAAUUCUCAUACAAUUUCGUCCUUUUCGGGCGACCAUCGACCACACGGCCGUGGGGGUGGUCUUUCUACGGUCACCAUCUCUGCAUCAAUGUCUUCCUUUACAAGGGACAGCUUGUUGUGAGUCCCUGGUUUACCGGUGCAGAACCCAAUGAGAUCGAUUCCGGCCCUCAUAAGGGCACGCGCAUCCUCCAAGUCGAAGAGGCCCUUGGCCUCCAGCUCAUGCAAUCUCUGCCGGCUGACGUACAACAAAAGGCCCAAACAUACAAACAAAUGAUUGACCCCGAGAUGCCCGCGGGACGCAUCAACAAGGACGACCAACGACACCUGUGCGGUGCAUACCGCGAUAACCGAAAAAUCCCCUAUGAAGGCGUGCUUGUCUCAGACUUCACGGCAGACCAAAAAAACCUCGUCUAUGAAGUCUUGCAGCAAUACCUGCUCUAUCUGCCCCAAAGGUCUCGCGACAUCAAGAUCGCUGAGAUUAGUCGAUUUGAAAGCGAGACAUACUUCUCGUGGAUCGGUGGGUUUGCCGACGAAGACCCGUUUUAUUACCGGAUACAGAGUCCUGUCAUCCUAGUCGAGUUUGAUCAUCAUUCCGGCGUGUUUCUGACAAAUGAGGAACCUAAAAAAUUCCAUAUCCAUACAUUGUUAAGAACGCCCAAUGCGGGUGACUAUGGCAAUGCCCUGAGGCCGUUGAUUCCGCCUGUAGAGAGUACUGUUGGAAAACAUAUCACUUGGUGA
Molecule: messenger RNA, 1284 nt
Organism: Talaromyces rugulosus
Lineage: Eukaryota; Fungi; Ascomycota; Eurotiomycetes; Eurotiales; Trichocomaceae
Exons: 2
Coding region: 1-1284 (427 amino acids)
Source: RefSeq, a predicted model, not a curated record